CUACUAUACCUACCAUACCUACCAUACCAACCAUACUUACCAUACCUACCAUACCUACCAUAUCUACCAUAUCUACCAUACCUACCAUACCUACCAUAUCUACCAUAUCUACCAUACCUACCAAACCUACCAUACCUACCAUACCUACCAUACCAACCAUACUUACCAUACCUACCAUACCUACCAUAUCUACCAUAUCUACCAUACCUACCAUACCUACCAUAUCUACCAUAUCUACCAUACCUACCAAACCUACCAUACUUACCAUACCUACCAUACCUACCAUACCUACCAUACCUACCAUACCUACCUUACCUACCAUACCUACCAUACCUACCAUACUUACCAUACCUACCAUACCUACCAUACCUACCAUACCUACCAUACUUACAAUACCUACCAUACUUACCAUACCUACCUCACCUACCAUACUUACCAUACUUACCAUACUUACCAUACCUACCAUACCUACCAUACCUACCAUAC
Dendronephthya gigantea is the source of this 486-nucleotide messenger RNA. RefSeq lists its product as uncharacterized. The record is from RefSeq and is a predicted model, not a curated record. The transcript has a single exon. Lineage: Eukaryota; Metazoa; Cnidaria; Anthozoa; Malacalcyonacea; Nephtheidae. The annotation marks the transcript as partial.